Tarenaya hassleriana is the source of this 2120-nucleotide messenger RNA. Its product is annotated as BTB/POZ domain-containing protein POB1. The record is from RefSeq and is a predicted model, not a curated record. Gene Ontology annotation, cellular component: nucleus. The coding region runs from base 198 to 1874 and encodes 558 amino acids. Gene Ontology annotation, molecular function: protein binding. The transcript is spliced from 7 exons. Lineage: Eukaryota; Viridiplantae; Streptophyta; Magnoliopsida; Brassicales; Cleomaceae. Gene Ontology annotation, biological process: response to red light.
UAGUUGUUUAUUGUCACAACAGACCUGUGACCAAAAACCAUAAUCUCCUCUCCUUCUUCGCCUCAGUUCCUUUUUCUAGGGUUUGUUCGUUCCUCUUUUUUGGAUUUUGGCCUAUUCUUCUUCAUUUUCUUCCUCUGCGCGUUUGUCGGAGCCUAGACGAAGGCGGUUUGGGUUGAUCAUCUUUUUUGUUGAUAAAGAUGAGAGGUUCCAACAAUACGGAUCUGUUUGACCCCAAGACCGAGAUGGAUUCUGAUUUCUCUCGUCAUGGUGCGGCCUCCGACGGCGAUUUUGGAUUCGCUUUCAAUGACAGCAACUUCUCCGACCGCUUGCUUCGGAUCGAGAUCAUGGGCGGUCCCUCGGAUUCUCGUUCCGACGGUGAAGGUUGCACGAGCAUCGCCGAUUGGGCUCGGCAUCGGAAGAGGAGGAGAGCAGACAUCAAGAAGGAAUCUGGUGUGAUCUCGGAUAUUGUGGCAUGUCCCGAGGAGCAGAUUUUGACUGAUACCCAACUGGAUAUGGAUGGUGGUCCGGGCGGUGAAAAUCUAGACGAAGAAGAUGAAGCAAUGGUGGAGGAGACACUAUCUGGUGAUGAGGACACAGCCAGCGAGACUAACUGGGGUAUGGACUGUUCUACUGUUGUAAGAGUUAAAGAACUGCACAUCAGUUCUCCCAUCUUGGCAGCAAAAAGUCCAUUCUUCUACAAGUUAUUCUCCAACGGAAUGAGGGAGUCCGAGCAAAGGCACGUGACUCUUAGAAUUAGCGCAUCAGAGGAAGCAGCUUUGAUGGAGCUUUUAAACUUUAUGUAUAGCAAUACCCUAUCCGUCACAACAGCACCUGCUUUAUUAGAUGUGCUGAUGGCUGCCGACAAGUUCGAGGUAGCUUCAUGCAUGAGGUACUGCAGUAGACUGCUCCGAAAUAUGCCUAUGACACCUGAAUCGGCAUUGCUCUAUCUCGAGCUUCCCUCUAGUGUUCUGAUGGCUGAAGCAGUUCAGCCUCUAACUGAUGCUGCAAAACAGUUCCUUGCCUCUCGCUACAAGGAUAUUACCAAGUUCCAGGAAGAGGUUAUGUCGUUACCUUUGGCAGGCAUAGAGGCAAUACUGUCGAGUGAUGAUCUCCAAAUCGCAUCAGAAGAUGCCGUGUAUGAUUUUGUCCUGAAGUGGACAAGGGCGCAAUACCCUUCUUUGGAGGAGAGAAGAGAGGCUCUUGGUUCACGCCUUGCACGUUAUAUCCGUUUCCCGUACAUGACCUGUCGGAAGCUCAAAAAGGUAUUAGCUUGCAGUGAUUUUGACCACGAAGUAGCAUCAAAGCUUGUUCUAGAAGCUCUUUUCUUCAAGGCAGAAGCCCCCCACAGGCAGCGGAGCCUUGCUGCCGAGGAAUCGGCAUCCCUGAACCGGCGGUUCAUAGAACGGGCUUACAAGUACAGACCCGUUAAAGUCGUGGAGUUUGAGCUUCCUCGGCCACAAUGUGUAGUAUACCUCGACUUAAAGAGGGAGGAGUGCACAAACCUAUUCCCCUCGGGAAGGGUCUAUUCGCAGGCUUUCCACUUGGGCGGUCAAGGGUUUUUCCUCUCGGCGCACUGCAACAUGGACCAGCAGAGCUCGUUCCACUGUUUCGGGCUGUUCCUCGGGAUGCAGGAGAAAGGGUCGGUGAGUUUCGGGGUGGACUACGAGUUCUCAGCUAGGUCAAAACCCACCGAGGAUUUCAUCAGCAAGUACAAAGGGAACUACACAUUCACGGGAGGGAAAGCGGUGGGCUAUAGAAACCUGUUUGGGAUACCAUGGACGUCGUUCAUCGCAGAGGACAGCCCCUACUUCAUCAACGGCAUUCUCCAUCUCAGAGCCGAGCUCACCAUCAAACGAUCCGCAGAUCUCCAUUGACGUCCCCUGUUAUAUAUAUAUAUAUAUAUAUAGAUAAGUAUGGUAUUUGUUUGAAGUAGCUGACUAGCGCCGGUCUUGUCUUCACUUGUGAAGCAGAGUGAAAACGGUGUUUUCUGUUAAUGGCUGAAGGGGUAGACCACUAGACCUCGGAUGUUUGUCUCUGACUCGUGUAAAAGUGAUGCAAAUCUGUGUGUGAACGUUGUAUCGGCUCGUUUCGUUUAAUGGAAUGGUUCACUUUCUGUCCCA